AUGGAGCAGAAGACAAGACAGGAGGCCACUGGCCUUCUCUCUGGCGCUUACCGCGGCCCUGGAGACGACGAGAAGCAACACCAGGCCGCAAACCAUACCUCGUCGUCAUCCUCCUCCUCCAGGAGUAGCAGCGACAACUCCUCACACGCCGAUGAUGAUGCAUGGCGCUCGAGACCGGACGACUUCGACUCUGACUCGCCGUCGUCGUCGGCGUAUCCCAGCUUCAGAUCAAAUCACACACUCAACCGCCUCUUCUACUCGGUAGGCGGCGCGGCGCGGCGGCGCGCUCUCCUGGGGCUGGCGUCGCUGAUUCUGGUCUCGCUCAUGUUCUGGGGCUUCGGCGUGCAUACCAUCCUCCUCAAGGAAAAGGAAAAGUUCCUCCACAACUCUCAGCCCGGGAGUGGUGUCAUCCCGCCGCCGCCGCCCGCGGUGACGCCCACCUCACUCCCGUUCCUGAAUGGUGGCAGCCACGCCAACCCCGUCCACGACGAUCUGGCGAACCCUGUCCCGCCGGCGAAAGUCACGCCACCCACACAUGCUGCCCCGAAGCCAGACCCCGUCAAGGUCGAGGACAAGCCCGAGACCGCUCCGCCGCCGCCACCACCGCCUGCUCACGCGGUCGACGUGCCGGCCGGCACUCUCGAUGAGCAUGGCCACAACCGGAAGCCGUCCAACGAGUCCGACUUUUGCACGACCUGGCCCGUGGACGAGAUGGGCGGAUACAAACCCAAGGCGAUCCACGGGGACCAGCGCCACAAGCUGAGCAGCCACGCACCGGCGGGCGGCUGGAAGAAGCCCACGGGCUUCAAGAUCAUUGCCAUGGUCUUUUACGGGCGCAAGCGCAACGUCGACAUUCUCGACUGCUACCUGCGCCAGAACCUCGCGAGCAACGGCGGCUACCUCGACGAGAUCCGCUUCAUGGUCAAGACCACCAACGAAGACGACAUUGAGUGGCUGCGCGCCUUUGUCAAGACGGUAGAGGGCUACAAGUAUCAGGAUCUCGACCUGUGCACGACCCAGCAGGGAUAUGGCUGUAUCUGGGAGUACGCUGACGAGGACGACACUCUCUACAUCAAGAUUGAUGACGAUAUUCUCUAUAUCCACCCGGACGCCAUUCCGCAGAUGGUCCACACACGCCUGGCCGUGCCAGAGCCGUUUGCCGUCUCCGCCCAGCUCGUCAACAGUCCGAUUUCCGGUCUGCAGCAAUAUCACUAUGGCGCCAUCCACCCCUUCAUCCCCGAUCCGUACAGCCACCCGACCCGUCGCCCAGGCGAGGAGUGGCGGCCGUCCAAGUGGGGAGUCCUGGCCAAGGGCAUGAAGGCCUUCAUCGAUGGCGCCAACAUGGAGGUCCAGGCCUCGUACGACGGGCACCCGUGGGUACUCAUGACGGACUCGCUCGCCGACAUGACACCCCUCCUGAAGACGCCCAUGGGCGACUGGCAGGGCCAUCUCGCCGACGACCCUGCGUUUGGCCCCGGCUGGAAGAGCUGGGCCAUUGCUGCGCAGCAGGAGUACUCCCUGCUGUACAACAUCGAGCUCGACGAGAUGGACCGCUACCACUUUGGCCGUCGGAUCCGGUACGACAAGACGGCCCCUUCCCACAUGGCCACCGCGGCCGAGCCUCCGGCUGCCGCCGCGACACCAAAACAGCAACAACAGUCUCCUCGUUCCGCCAGCAUCGUCAACCCUCACCCGUCUACCGGCGGCGAGAACCUCUUUGACGUGCAGUUCAUGCGGUACAACCUCAACUUCGUCGCCGUCUGGGGCCGCGACGUCAAGCUGGGCCUGCCCGUCGGGGACGACGAGGCCGACUUUACGCAGUGGAUCCCCCGCCGCCUGGGCCGCCCGUUCGUCAUUGACACGCGCGCCAUUGUCGCGCACAACAGCUUCUUCACGCAGCACGGCGGCAUCAGGCAGACGGACCUGCUGGACCGCUGGCGCGCGGUGGCCAACGAGCUCGCAUGCAAGCCGGAUAACCUCAAGGUUCCCUGGGAUCUGCGGUGCAAGGGGUUUUAA
Messenger RNA from Microdochium trichocladiopsis, 2016 nucleotides. RefSeq lists its product as uncharacterized. The transcript is spliced from 2 exons. The record is from RefSeq and is a predicted model, not a curated record. NCBI's taxonomy places the organism in Eukaryota, Fungi, Ascomycota, Sordariomycetes, Xylariales, Microdochiaceae. The coding region runs from base 1 to 2016 and encodes 671 amino acids.